AUGGCCGCUGCAGCAACUCUCGCCGGAAUCGGCGUCAUUCCGACGUCCUGCGCGACGUUCGACGUCGUCUGGAGCAAGCUCGUGCCUCUCGCGGCUGCGAUGCUGCUUCUCGAGCAGCCGUUGAACCGCCUGGCCUCGCGGCGGGGGUCCAACUGGCAGUGUCUCGCCGCGUUCGUUGUGGGCGCCGUCGGGAGCGUGGUGGGGGCGUUCGCGGGCUGGGCCGCCGUGCGCUCGGGGGCCUGGCUCGGGCCGGAAGGCUACAAGAUCGCCGGCGCUAUCACGGCCUCAUACAUAGGUGGAUCGGUCAACAUGGCUGCCACGGCCGCGGCCCUGGGCCUCGCGAGCCCCGCGCUGGUCGCCGGCGCGGCGGCCGCUGACAACGUGGUCAUGGGGGUGUAUAUCGCGGGGUGUGCCGCGAUUGGCGUCGCGGAGAUCGCGCGGAGCGCAAGGGCCGCUGGGCGCGCCGGACCGUCGCCGUUCGCGGGGGCCGGGGAGCUGGGGGGGGUAUUGAUGUUGCUCUUCUUUGCUACCAUCGGCGCCACUGCGGGGGGCUGGCGCGCGCUCGCGGACGCGCCGGCGCUGCUGCUCUACUGCGGCGUGCAGGUCGGCGUGCAUCUGGCGUUCACGCUCGCGGUCGGGCGCGCGCUGAAGCUUCCGUUGCGCGCCGUGCUUGUGGCGAGCAACGCGAACGUCGGGGGGCCGGCCACGGCGGCCGCGAUGGCAAGCGGUCGCGGCUGGAGCGACCUGGUUCAGCCGGGGCUGCUGACGGGCGCGCUCGGCUACACGGUCGGCACAGUUAUCGGCCUGGCGGUUGCCCGCUUGCUGAUGUGA
Molecule: messenger RNA, 831 nt
Organism: Pedinophyceae sp. YPF-701
Lineage: Eukaryota; Viridiplantae; Chlorophyta; Pedinophyceae
Source: the annotation of a GenBank genome assembly